AUGAGACAUAUUAUCAGCGGGUGUAAAAGACGGAAGAAAGACGGAAAGGGAGGAGAUGGCGUUAUUUCCUGCCUCUCCCAUGCAGCGCGCCGGUGCGGAAGGGAGAUAGCUGACAACCAUGAGCUGAGAAAACGCAGUGGCGGAGCUUCACUUUUGCGGUCCGUCCCUCCGCCGUCUUUCGGACUCCAAGCUAGAGUUGGUGCAAGAGAGAGAAGUCGCAAGUGUGCCCUACAGUGUUGCGUGUUCUCUGGAAGUAGCGUCAGAGGGCACUUUGUAAAGACCUCAGAAGGGAAAUUCAUUUAUGAAGGGGGCAUCAUUACUGGAAGAUUGAUUAGAGAAGGGAUGACAUAUGAAGAACUACAAUGCAUGGUAGCUCAUGAUGUGUGGCCAGGGACUCGUGAAUAUAAAAUGAAGUACACAGUUAGCUUUGACCGGGAUACAUUCUUGGAUCUUGUUGACGAUAUUGGUGUUGGACAAGUAAUUGAGUACAACAAUAGUAGUGGCCAUGUUUAUGUUUGUGAGAAUGAGAAGACUUCACACAAGUGUCACAGCUGGACAGUGUUAGAUGAUUUGGUUGGCCCUUGUGGAAUGUCAGUAUCUGCAAUGGAAUUGGAUCUAGACACAGACAACAUAAACAUAUCUUCCGUACAAGAUGUGCCAACACUGAUAGGAAGUGUAGGUAUGGAAACGUUGCCAACCCCAAUAGCGGUGAUGAAUUCAUCAAAGUGGGCAGAUUUGUUGAUGUCAAGAGGGCAAACCUUUGUUAGUGCUGAACAUUUUAGAGAGGCAUUAUAUAAGUAUAGCCUUGCACACAAGUUUGGUUACCGGUACGUAAAGAAUGAUAGGCAUAAGAUGAUUGUGAAGUGCUGUGUAGAGGGUUGUCCCUGGGAAAUUUCAGCAUAUGGUGUAGGUGAGAAUAAUGGAUUCCUAGUUGUGAGAAGAUUUAACUAUGAACACUUGCAUUAUGCACAAGACAACUUAGUUGUCCCUCAGAGAAAGAGGUGCAAACUUGCUUCAGCAGUCAUAAUAGAUGAGUUGAUUUCUUGCAUGCACAAAGCUCCAAAUGACAUUAGACGGGAUUUGGAAAGAGAGUAUGGGUUGAGGCUCAACUACCAACAAGCAUAUAGGGCGAAAGAGAAAGCAUUGGAAAAAAUUCAUGGUUGUCCGCAGGAGUCUUAUAUGCUAAUCCCUUGGAUAUGUGAAAGGCUGAAGGAAAGUGAUCCAGAAACGGUAGCAAAGUGGGUUGCAUCAUCAGAUAAUAGAUUUCAAGCUGUAUUUAUUGCAUACGGUUGCUGUGUAGAAGGGUUUUUGAAAGGUGGCAGACCUGUAUUAUAUGUGGAUGGAUGCCACUUGAGUGGUCCGUACAAAGGAACGUUAUUGGGAGCACAAGCGUAUGACGCGGAUAAUGAAUUAUUCCCACUUGCAUAUGCGAUUGUUGGAGGUGAGACGCUUGAUGACUGGGCAUGGUUUCUUGGUAACAUAAAGGAUAUUACGGGCUCAUUAGAAGUGACAAUAGUAUCGGAUAGACACAACUCAAUAAAAGGUGCAGUGCAAGCCGUGUUUGGAGGAGAUCGACAUGCUUUUUGCUACCGUCAUGUGAAGGAGAAUUACAGUGCUGAGUUUUUGAAGAAACCAGGGGAAAGAGGAGGACCAGCGGACAGACAAAGGAAGUUGCACUAA
Neltuma alba is the source of this 1680-nucleotide messenger RNA. RefSeq lists its product as uncharacterized. Bases 1 to 1680 code for a protein of 559 amino acids. Lineage: Eukaryota; Viridiplantae; Streptophyta; Magnoliopsida; Fabales; Fabaceae. The transcript is spliced from 3 exons. The record is from RefSeq and is a predicted model, not a curated record.